Molecule: messenger RNA, 1280 nt
Organism: Solanum verrucosum
Lineage: Eukaryota; Viridiplantae; Streptophyta; Magnoliopsida; Solanales; Solanaceae
Exons: 7
Coding region: 85-999 (304 amino acids)
Cellular component (GO): chloroplast
Molecular function (GO): oxidoreductase activity
Source: RefSeq, a predicted model, not a curated record
UACAAAAAUCCCAACUAACUUAAUACUGUAAUAAGUUCACACACAACAUUUGAUUCACUAAAAAAAACAAUCUUUGCUAUAAAAAUGGCUGCCAUGACACGUGUAUCUCCUUACCAAUGCCAUAAAUUAAGUAGACUUCCAGAAUUGUCUUCUUCACUUGUAAAAACUACCUCAUCAUUUGUUUCAUUUCCACAGAAAAACAAGAAAUUUUGCAGGUUCUCAGUGUUGGCAAUGGCUGAUUUGAACACAAGCACUGUUCUUGUUACUGGUGCUGGUGGAAGAACUGGAUCAAUUGUCUAUAAGAAGUUGAAGGAGAGGUCAGAGAAUUAUACAGCUAGAGGAUUGGUUAGAACAGAGGAAAGCAAACAAAAAAUUGGUGGUGCAGAUGAUGUUUAUAUUGGUGAUAUUAGGAAUACCGAGAGUCUUGUUCCUGCUAUACAAGGUAUUGAUGCUCUUGUUAUUCUUACAAGUGCUGUUCCAAAAAUGAAACCUGGGUUUGAUCCAACAAAAGGUGGAAGACCUGAAUUCUAUUUUGAGGAUGGGGAAAAUCCUGAACAGGUAGAUUGGAUCGGCCAAAAGAACCAAAUAGAUGCUGCUAAAGCUGCUGGUGUGAAGCAGAUCGUGCUAGUUGGGUCAAUGGGAGGGACAAAUCCUAACCACCCCUUGAACAGUUUGGGGAACGGGAAUAUAUUGAUUUGGAAGAGAAAGGCAGAACAAUAUUUGGCUGACUCUGGAAUUCCAUAUACAAUUAUAAGGGCUGGAGGGCUACAAGAUAAAGAAGGUGGUAUAAGGGAACUACUUGUUGGUAAGGACGAUGAACUUCUCGAGACAGAAACUAAAACUGUUGCUAGGGCUGAUGUUGCAGAAGUUUGCAUUCAGGCACUGCAGUAUGAGGAAGCAAAAUUUAAGGCAUUUGAUCUGGCCUCAAAACCUGAGGGAACUGGCACUCCAACUAAGGACUUCAAGACUCUAUUUGCACAAAUCGCUACUCGUUUCUGAUAUACAUCUCACUAGGACUAUGUCCAAAAUUUUCAUCACUCUUUUCUGCCAACAUUUGUUCAAAGGGGAGGCUAUAAACUGAAGGUAGAUAAGCAUCUGAGUUUGGUUGUACGAUUGCAGAUCCCUCCCCGUUCCCCCCUGCGUAGCAGCUAACCUCAUCGACACCAUGGCAUACUCAGAGAUGACUUGCCCAUAGUUCAAUGAUACAGUAGAGGGUUAUGUUAUGUGCCUCUCUUGAUUUUUCUGAUGUUUGGAAGGCAAAUAACUCAAUAAGCACUGUU